This is a messenger RNA of Dioscorea cayenensis subsp. rotundata (Guinea yam), 780 nucleotides long. Its product is annotated as transcription factor MYB1-like. The coding region runs from base 1 to 780 and encodes 259 amino acids. The record is from RefSeq and is a predicted model, not a curated record. The transcript has 3 exons. NCBI's taxonomy places the organism in Eukaryota, Viridiplantae, Streptophyta, Magnoliopsida, Dioscoreales, Dioscoreaceae.
AUGAAGGUGUACAUGCAUGCACAAGGCGUGUGGGAUGUCAUUGAGCCUAUUGAUCCGAAUGAGGAGAUAGAGACACGGAAGGAUCAGAUGGCCUUUGUUGCCAUCUAUCGAGUAUUAGCGAGGAGGCGCUCCUUGUGUUUGCUAAGAAGGAGGCGGCAAAGAGGUCUGAAACGAUGUCGGAAGAGCUAUAGGCUUAGGUGGGUGAACUAUCUCAGUCCAAGCAUCAAGAGAGGGAGGUUUGAAGAUGAUGAGGAGGACCUUAUCAUUAGGCUCCAUAAGCUCCUUGGCAAUAGGCGGUCACUAAUUGCAGGAAGACUACCAGGAAGAACAGCCAAUGAUAUCAAGAAUCACUGGAACACUCAUUUAAGCAAAAAGAUUAACUCCAAAGAAAAGUCUUGGAACCGUAAAACUAUAGCUAAAGGUAUCACCAGUAUAAAGCCAAGGGAGAAACAAGGAGAAUUUAAGAUCAUCAAGCCACAACCUUGGACUAUUCCAGUGAAUUGGAGCUGGUUGAAGGAUCAACCAGUGCACCGAGGACAGCUUCAAGACAAGUCUGGAAUUAAUAUUGCAGACCCACUGAACAAUAAUGUCUCAAGGGAAGAGAGUGCAACAAUCAUCCCUGAGAAGCUUGAUGAUGUCUUCUUGGGCAUUGAUGAUAUGACAGUUGGGGAAAUGGGGAACAACUUUGAGAUUGGGAAUAUUGGAGGAAAUGGAGAUGAACAGUUCUUUGAGCAAGAAGAUGCAGGAUGGACUGACUUUCUUCUGGACAUGGAUAUCUAG